GACGUGAUGUUGGAGAACUACAGGAACCUGGUGUCAGUAGGCAGGGCAUCAAGCCAGCAAACCAGACUCGCCAAGCUGGAGCUAGGGGAAGAACCGUGGGCGAUAGAAGAGGAAGUCCGCAGUGGAACCAGUCCAGGGGGAGAGAAGAGGACUAGGAUCCCCAGAGAAGCAGAAUAAAAAACAUGAGAACCUCAGGCAAGAUGGAGGAAAGCAGGGAUAUGAAAGGAGGUCCUGACAAGAGACAAGAAAUGAAUGAAGAAAGAGGAGGUUCCACGACCCAGACAGUGUCAUUUCUGGAGCACUUUUGACUGGCUACUAGAUUUCUAACUAGAAAUUUGGGGCAUAUCCGGAAGAGACAAAAACAGAAUAUCCCAGUUGUUGGCCAUUUCUCAAAACAGAAGAAAAUGAUCAAUGCCCAGGAAUCACUGACACUGGAGGACGUGGCCGUGGACUUCUCCCGGGAGGAGUGGCGGCUCCUGGCCCCCGCCCAGAAGGACCUGUACCGGGAUGUGAUGUUGGAGAACUACAGGAACCUGGUGUCAGUGGGGCAUCAAGCCAGCAAACCAGACGUGCUCGCCAGGCUGGAACGAGGGGAAGAACCGUGGGCGAUAGAAGAGGAAGUCCGCAGUGGAACCAGUCCAGAAACUGGCAAAGUUGAUAAUCACCUGCAGGGUCACUGGGAAGAUGAAAGAAUGCUGAAAGGUAUGGAACUGUACCCCGAACACAAUGCAUUCGGAAAUAUCGUCCCUCAAAGCAAAAGUCAUUUUCCUUUCAGGCAAAAUCAUAUGUUUGAGUUCUAUAUAAAAACUUUGAAAUCAAAUUUAAGUUUAGCCAACCAGAGCAAGAUCUAUGAAAUUAAGAACUCUACAAAAGUCAACAGAAGUGAGAAAUCAUUUCUGCAUGAUAAGUGUGAAGAUUUUCAUUCUGCGGUUAAAUUCCCUGUAAGUACAAGACCCGUCAGCAAUAAGUCCCAAGUCACUAAGCAUCAGAGAACUCAUGAAAUAGAGAAAGCCCAUGUGUGUGGUGAGUGUGGAAAAGCCUUCGUUAAGAAGUCUCAGCUGACAGAUCAUCACAGAGUUCAUACAGGAGAGAAACCUUAUGGAUGCAAUAUUUGUGCAAAAGUUUUCUCCAGAAAGUCCAGGCUCAACGAACAUCAGAGAAUUCAUAAAAGAGAGAAAUCCUUUAUAUGCAAUGAUUGUGGAAAAAUCUUCACCAUGAAGAGCCGUCUAAUUGAACACCAGCGAACUCACACCGGAGAGAAACCCUAUGUUUGCAGCGAAUGUGGCAAAGGUUUCCCAGGGAAGCGUAAUCUCAUUGUGCAUCAGCGAAAUCAUACUGGAGAGAAAUGCUAUGUAUGCAGUGAAUGUGGGAAAGGCUUCACUGGGAAGAGCAUGCUCAUCAUACACCAGCGAACUCACACAGGAGAGAAACCCUACAUCUGCAGCGAAUGUGGGAAAGGCUUCACCACGAAGCACUAUGUCCUCAUACAUCAGCGAAAUCACACAGGAGAGAAACCCUAUCUAUGCAAUGAAUGUGGGAAAGGUUUCACCAUGAAGAGUCGACUGAUUGAACAUCAGCGAACUCACACCGGAGAGAAACCCUAUGUAUGCAACGAAUGUGGAAAAGGCUUUCCCAGGAAGAGUAAUCUCAUUGUACAUCAGAGAAAUCAUACGGUAGAGAAGUCCUACGUAUGCAGUGAAUGCGGGAAAGGCUUCACUGUGAAGAGCAUGCUCAUCAUACACCAGCGAACUCAUACUGGAGAGAAACCCUACGUCUGCAGCGAAUGUGGGAAAGGCUUCCCCCUGAAGAGUCGGCUGGUCGUACAUCAGCGAACACAUACCGGAGAGAAACCUUACAGAUGCAGUGAAUGUGGGAAAGGUUUCAUUGUGAAUAGUGGACUGAUGUUACAUCAGCGAACUCACACUGGAGAGAAACCCUAUAUAUGCAAUAAAUGUGGAAAAGGCUUUGCCUUUAAGAGCAAUCUCGUGGUACACCAGCGAACUCAUACUGGAGAGAAACCCUUUACAUGCAGUGAAUGUGGGAAAGGCUUCACCAUGAAACGCUAUCUCCUCGUACAUCAACAAAUCCAUACAGGAGAGAAAUCCUACGUCUGCAGCGAAUGUGGUAAAGCCUUCGCUGUGGAAACCGAGCUGAUUUUACAUCAGCAAAUUCAUACUGGAGAGAAACCUUAUGCGUGCAAUGAAUGUGGGAAAGGCUUCACUGUGAAGCCGUCUAAUCGUUCAUCAGCGAACUCAUACAGGAGAGAAACCUUUUAUAUGCGGUGAAUGUGGAAAAGGCUUCUCCUCAAAGAGAAAUCUGAUUGUACAUCAGAGAACUCAUAAUGGAAACAAACCCUAAUGACACAAUGACACCUUGAGGAGGAAAAUACGCCUUGUGCCACAUUGGAGAUUUCACACAGGAUUGACUUCCUUGAUUUGUACCGACUGUGGAAAAUCCUAUUCAGUACCUCCCAGGGAAUUUAUGCAGGAGACAAACUAUGUAUGUGGUGAGUGUGAGAAAGUCUUCCAACACCAAGUCAGCACCAUUGGACAUCAAAGAAUUCAUAGAAGAGAAAGACUCGAUGGGUUCAAUAACUGAGGAUUACAUUUCUCUCAUUUGUCAAGCCUCGUUAAUACACACAAGAAAUGGGGGCACCUGGGCGGCUCAGUUGGUUAAGCGUCCAACUUUGGCUGAGGUCAUGAUCUCACGGUUUGUGAGUGUGAGCCCCACAUCAGGCUGUGUGCUUUCAGUGCAACAGGCUCUGUGCUCUCAACACAGAGCCUGCUUCGGAUCCUCUGUCUCCCUCCCUCCCUCUCUGCCCCUGGCUCACUUGCAUUCUCUCUCAAAAAUAGACACUAAAAAAAUACACACAAAAAAUGUGUAAGUCAAAGUACAUAAUCCUUUGCAGGGAAUCUGAAGUUACAUACAAGUGAACCCAGGCAGGAGGCAAACAGUGAUAGUUCAGUGAACUCAUUAAACACCAGUGUGCUCCCAGCAUACCUGAAAAAGUCAGUGUAGGUUAAUUAGCCUGUUGCUAAAUUUUCACCCUUGGGAAGGUAGGGAAUUUUGGAUAGGAGUGAAAUCUAAUGGGUGCAGAGAAUGUGCUAGUGCCUUCAGUGAUCAGUUACCUCACACCGUAAGUCAAAACAGGUAGACAAAACCCCUGACACAUUCAAUGUGGAAACGUCUUGAGGAAACAUUUUUAGGUAAUUAUAUAUCUGAAAAGCAUACAGUAAGAUGAAUCUUGUGACUGGAGAGAGCAGGAAAGCCUCAUGGGAAUAAAGAUCCUGUCUAAUAAGUGAUCAUAACAGAUCACCAGUGAACUUACACACAGUAGCAACAUGAUGAUCGUGGGAAAGUCGUUGCCUAGAAGUAAAACCUCAAUAGUUGUCUGAAAGUCAUGCUGAAGGAAAAUGGCAGUGAAUAUGGCAGGAUUUUAGUGAUACAUUCUGCCUCAUCCUUUCUCAUGAAGUCAUGCAGAAAUAAAACUCAUGAACACACUAAAUGUGUUGGAACUAGCAAAAUACCAGAAAUUCUGAAGAAAAGAAGCCUCAUGAAAAUGAUGCACACCUGAGUUUUCUGUCACAAAUCUAAACUUAAUACACCUGAUGUCCAUUUUGGGGCAGGGUACCUUGAAUCACAUUCUCAGUGAUUCCAUAAUUUUAAAGCAGGGUGUUCUCACUGCUGAUUAAAUGUUAACGUUGUACACAAGGCAGGGGUGUUCUGUGCCCAACGUGUGUCAUCUGAUUCUUGCAUUUCUGAGGCUCUAAAUUCAUCUCUUUGGGCAAAAGAAAAAGGAAUAUAUUUAUAAAUGUAAUUUAACAUUUGGACGUAUUUAUCUGUUUAUAAGUUAGCAUUAAGUAGUUUACAGAAAUAACCUUAUAUAUGAUUUUUCUAAGUUUUUUGAAAUAAUUUUAGACUCACAAGAAAGUGUAAAGUAUGCAAAGUUCCUGAGUACCUGUACUCAGCUUCUUCAGUGACGUGAUCUUACAUAACUGUAAUACAUAAUCAAAACCAAUAAAAUAACAUUGGUACAAUGCUGUUAACUAUAGACCUUUUUUGGUUUUCACUAGUUUUUGCAUGCACUAAUUUGUGUGAGGUUUUGUUUUGUUUUUUAGUAGAGACUUCUAAGAAACUUUAUCACAUAUAUAGAUUUCUGUAAAUCCCACCACACCACAAGCAGGAAGCAGAAUUGUGCCAACACAAAGAAACAUCCUUGUGCUGCCCCUUAUAGUCACACUCUCCCCACAACCCUGACCCAUGGCAACCGCUGACCAGUACUCCAUCACUCUGAUUUUGUCAUUUCAAGGAUGCUGUUGAAAUGGGAUGAUUCAGUGUAGCCUUUGAAGACAGGCUUUAUUUUACGCAGCAAAUUGCCCUUAAGUUCCAUCCACUUUGUUGGGCAUAUAAAUAGUUUUGCUUUUUGUUAUGAGUAGUGUUCUUUUGUGAGGAAUGUACCAUGGUUAUCUGUUCAGCGUUGAUGGACUUUGAGUUGUUUCUAGUGUUUCACUGUUAUGAAUAAAGAUGCUAUGAAUCCA
Messenger RNA from Felis catus (domestic cat), 4538 nucleotides. It is a transcript of the gene ZNF432, whose product is annotated as zinc finger protein 432. Gene Ontology annotation, biological process: negative regulation of transcription by RNA polymerase II. Gene Ontology annotation, molecular function: DNA-binding transcription repressor activity, RNA polymerase II-specific. The record is from RefSeq and is a predicted model, not a curated record. NCBI's taxonomy places the organism in Eukaryota, Metazoa, Chordata, Mammalia, Carnivora, Felidae.